Morus notabilis is the source of this 767-nucleotide messenger RNA. Its product is annotated as protein DMP3. NCBI's taxonomy places the organism in Eukaryota, Viridiplantae, Streptophyta, Magnoliopsida, Rosales, Moraceae. The record is from RefSeq and is a predicted model, not a curated record. Gene Ontology annotation, biological process: endomembrane system organization.
CCUAUAUAAUAUCAUCACUAUAUACCUUACCCUUAUUCCUUUAAUAAAGCGAUUACAGCUUAUUUAUUACAAAAUAUAAUGUCUCUGAGAUCAAGACCUACCACGCAGCCAUCCACCUCCGGCGUAGAACUGGUUAAGGUGCCAAAAAGCACGCAACAAGGUCAGCCCACUUUCUCGCAACGAGGAAUCUCUCAGACUCUAACGAGCGCAGCCAACUUGGCCAACCUCCUCCCGACCGGGACCCUCCUUGCCUUCCAGCUCCUCACUCCCAUUUUCACAAACAACGGCGCGUGUGACCCCGUCACGCGCACGUUGUCUUUCCUCCUCCUCCUUCUCCUCUCCUUCUCCUGCUUCCUCGCUUCCUUUACGGAUAGCAUGAAGGCCUCCGACGGCCAGGUCAAAUAUGGCCUGGCCACCUUCAGAGGGCUCCUGUUCGACUACCCCGACCCCACCGGGUCGGAUCUUCCCGACUUGAGUAAGUUUAGGAUCAGGUUCAUCGACUGGGUCCACGCGGUUUUAUCGGUGUUGGUGUUUGGCGUGGUGGCUUUGAGGGACAAGAAUGUGGUGGGUUGCUUUUAUCCGCAGCCAGGACACACGGUUCAGGAAGUUCUGGACAUUGUUCCGGUUGGGGUUGGGCUUGUUUGCAGCUUGUUGUUUGUGGUUUUCCCCACCAGAAGGCACGGAAUUGGCUACCCUGUUACACCUGGCAAAUAGUUUUAUAUUGUGAAUGAACUUGAAUUCUUCUUCUUCUUCUUCUUCUUUUUUAA